Messenger RNA from Hyla sarda, 7269 nucleotides. RefSeq names its product retinitis pigmentosa GTPase regulator (gene RPGR). The transcript has 17 exons. Gene Ontology annotation, biological process: visual perception; protein ubiquitination; ubiquitin-dependent protein catabolic process. Gene Ontology annotation, cellular component: photoreceptor outer segment. Bases 114 to 2240 code for a protein of 708 amino acids. The record is from RefSeq and is a predicted model, not a curated record. Lineage: Eukaryota; Metazoa; Chordata; Amphibia; Anura; Hylidae. Gene Ontology annotation, molecular function: ubiquitin protein ligase activity.
UUUGUUUACUUCCGGUGUCGCAGACACCAGGCAGAGAAGCAUCUUUGUAGCCGGGGGGGUCAGUGUGACAGUUCGGGUGACGGCUCUGUGUCCUCCAUCACCGUGUCUGGGGCAUGGCUGCCGAGGAAGAGGAGAAGCCAGUGCCCGAUUCUGGAGCUAUAUUCACAUUUGGGAAAAGCAAGUUUGCAGAGAAUUGUCCCAGCAAGUUUUGGUUGAAAAAUGACAAGCCGGCAUACAUAGCAUGUGGCGAUGAGCACACAGCUUUAGUUACAGGACAUGGCAAACUUUAUGUUUUCGGCAGCAACAUUAAUGGACAACUAGGCAUUGGUUCUGGAAAUGUUAUCACCAAACCAACAUGUGUCAAAGCAUUAAAAUCUGAAAAAAUAAAGCUUGCUGCAUGUGGAAGGAAUCACACUUUGGUUUGUACAGCACAAGGAAAAAUUUACUCUUCGGGCUGGAAUAGUGAAGGACAGCUGGGACUCGGUGACACUACAGAAAGAUCAAGUUUUCAUGAAAUUCUUUUCUUUAAUGGGCAAAACAAAAUCAAACAGCUGUCAGCUGGAUCCAAUACAUCUGCAGCCUUAACUGUGGAAGGCAAGCUUUACAUGUGGGGGGAGAAUUCAGAAGGUCAGCUGGGCCUUGGUGAUGAGAAGAACAUCUGCACGCCUCAGCAGAUAGAUGCUGGAAAGCCUAUUUCUUGGGUUUAUUGUGGCUAUUACCAUUCAGCAUUUGUAACACAAGAUGGGGAGCUAUAUACCUUUGGGGAACCUGAAAGUGGGAAGCUUGGUCUGUCUGCUGAGAAGCUAGACAAGCACAGGAAACCUCAACGUGUCUCUGGUAUAUCUGGAAAGGUAAAGAUGGUUGCCUGUGGUGGAGGACACACCGUUGCAGUCACAGACAAAGCAGUGUAUACCUUUGGCCUUGGUCAGUUUGGACAACUAGGACAUGACACUUCUAUUUUUGAAACAAAUACACCCAAAGAAGUAGAUGCUUUGAAGCUGCAUAAAAUUCGAUAUGUCGCUUGUGGAGAAAACCACACUGCAGUUAUUACAGACAAAGGCCUUCUUUAUACCUUUGGUGAUGGACGAUAUGGAAAACUUGGGUUAGGGGAAGAGAAUUUCACUAACCAGUUUUCCCCUACUCUUUGUAAGAACUUUUUAAAGUUCACCAUCCAGUCGGUUGCCUGCGGUGGCUGUCACAUGCUGGUGUUUGCUAUACCCAGACCUAAAGAAUCUGAACUGGUCAUCUGUGAAGAGCUAAAAGAGAACUACUUAAUGGUCAAUGGGGAGGGAGAAAGAUCGACGACACUACAGAGAUCUCCGUCUGCACGUGUAAGGCGGAGGGAGAAAAAAUAUUCACCUGAACAGAUACGUGAAUUGACCCGCACCCUGCCACCAUUGAAAAAUAAUUUAUUGGAAUCUUCAUUACCUGUUCCAAGCAGGACUGUUCCACCAAACCUUCUAAAAGUAAGACAAGUCAGUAGUGAAUCAAGUGCCCAUGACUCGGCAACAGCCUCACAACCAGACAAAAAACAAAGGCAUGACUUGGUGCAAAGCUUUUCUGCGGACGAUGAAUCUGAAACUGUGAGCCAGCAAAGUUUUGGGGGCACCACCGAUAUUUUGAACAUGACACACGCAGUAAGCAUGAACCGGGGUAACAGCACUUUCUCACCAGUUCACAAGCGAAAGCAGAAAGCAGAUAAAGGUGAAGAGGAAGAGGAGGAUGAAGUAGAAGAUGAAGAGGAAGAGGAGGAAGUGGAGGAUGAAGAGGAAGUUGAAGAAGAAGAAGUUGAGGAAGAAGAAAAUAAAGAGGUAGUAACCGUAAAGACUGAACCAAAAGCACAAGAGGGCAAACCUGAGGAACAAGUGAACACAGCACAAGAGGCCACACAAAUGAAGCAAGAAGAGAGCACAGCCAUCACAAAUGUGGAAAAUGAACUUGAACAAGAUAAAACAGUGAAUGGGGUCAACUCUUCUGAAAACAAUUCGGGCAAAACAACAUUCCUUGAGAAAACUAGAAGAUUAUCGCUCUUUAAAAAAAGGUCAACAACAAGUCAGAAGUCAUUGCAAGAAAAUGGGAAUGUAGCUGCUGCUUCAAAUGAAGAAAAUAGUGAGGAAAAGUCCAGAAUUAAGGAAAGUAAAGAUGAAAAUCAAAAUGGCAAUUCAGAAAAUCCCAAAGUCACCACUGACACUGGGCAAAAUUCUCAAGACCGAAAAUCCAAGUCAUGUGUGUUGUUAUGAGGGGGUGACCUGCAAAAUAGGAACUCGAGACUUAGUCCAUUAGGUCAUGUUGGAUAAGCUGCUUGCUCGCUUGUCCUGUUGAUCCAAAAUAACUGGAGAGCCUGGAACUGCGUUGUACAUACAAUCCAGGGAAACUGUGAAAAGCAAAUUACUUUACAAGAUUUCCAUUUUUUUCUCCCAUGCUACUUUACACCACAUUAUCAUGCAUUUCCAAAAGCCUAGACCAUUUUAUACAACUGGUUAAUGCAUCUUUUUCCUGGGCACACUUUCCAUGGGGUUGUGUUUGAAGUAGAAUCUAUGGGGAAAAAAUCCAAAACAGUCAGACCCCUGCGAUCUCCGAAUUAUAAGGUCAUUUAACUUGGAAAACUCCUGAAUGGUCUAUUCUGCACAGAUUUGAUGCUCAGGAUUUUCUGCUUCAGAUUUCAAUGUAAACUGAAUGGCUGAGCACAGCUUCUAAUACUGCACAAUAAAUCUGCGCAGAAUACUGUGCAUGCGAAUAAACCCUAAAAGCAUAAUCUACUUUAAUUUGACCUAAAUAUGUCUUAUGUCCUGUAGAUGUGAUCCUACAUAUGAUGGUGAUGCAUUCCUAUAGAAGAAGCAUACCAAUGUAUUUCCAUGUAGCCUUAUACAGUGUGUGUGUAGGCUGGGGGGUAUGUAAAGUCUACCAAAAUAUUUAUUAGAGAUUCCCUUGCUGUGGCACAUCCUUAGGCACUUUGGUCUAAAAGGCGUUAUCCAGAUACUAAAAACUUUCUAUGUUGCUGUGGUUGACAUGAAAAAAUAAUCACAUACUUGUUGACCGAGGUUCCCCAGGGCUCCUACUGUGACAUAAUCUCGUCCCCCACAACUUCGGCUACUUCUUACUUCCGAGAGGAAAACUUCUCUGCAGUGAUGGCUGCUCAGCCAAUCACUAAAUGAGGUGGGACGCUGCAGCCUUCAGUGAUUUGCUGAGCGGCUGUGACUUAAAAGAAGGGCUGGUCUCGAAAGUAAGAAGUAGCCGGAUUUGAGGGGAACCAGUUGAUGUCACAGGGGAAGCUCCAGAGGACCCCAGAAGGUGAGUGUGUUUUUUUUUCUUUUUUUGUGCAAAUAGUGUCUAAAACAGAGGUUUGUUUUUUUGUUUUUCACAUAUAAAAACGCACCAAAAUUCCAGCGCAUUUACAGUAAAAAAUCUUUACUGUUCCAUUAUUUCUGGGGGGAAAUACGAUGUUACAUUCAGCACACAAUCCAAAUGGAUCACAGUACUGAGAACCUUAUGGUUCUCUAUAUGAGGUUUAAAAUGAAUACAAUUUUUCUUUAUUUUAUGAAGAUGAAUUAGUAAUAUAUUUUUCUAGUACAGAGCUCUAUAUUUUUUGCUUAGACUUUUAUGUAAAGGGACACUAAACCUGGAAAUAAAUAGUGAUAGUAAACAAGAAAUUUACUUUCCCUCAAUGUUUCUUAGUCUGCAGGUUUUCCUACCUGCAGUGAGCAUAAGGGUUAAUUUUCUACAAAUUUGCUCCACUUUUGACUGCACAGCUGCUAAGGAAGGGAUUAAUUGGGGCUGGGGAGGGGGUGGCUUACUAUUAGGGUAAUGUGCACCAAAUAAUUGGCUUACAUGAAUUGCACCAAAUUUAUGUUUUUUUAGGCAACUAGCAUGGGGUUUGUACAGUUCCACACGCAAAACUUAUGGCAUAAUAUUUUGGCAUAAAGUAAGCUUAAUAGUUGGUCUUGGCUGAGACUAGACAGUCUAAAGAUGUGCCAGAUUUAGCAACAGCAUGAAACAAUGGCAUGUUUUUGGACUGUCUAGUCUGUUUGCAGUAAUUUAGACAGUAUUAAUAAACCUACCCCUCUUAAAGGAAAUCUAUUACCGAGAUUUUUUCCUGAUUAGAGACAGACACUGAAACAUGUCAAUUUUUUUCUCAUCUGUUUCUAUUCUGUAAUUGUAUUUUUUAUUUAAUUGUUUGCGCAUUAUUAUGGGGGGGGGGCUGUAAUUUUGCCCAAGCCCUUUACAGCAAUAGACAGGACCUGUCCCAUUCAGAUGAAUUGGAGAUGCUAUUUGGCAUGCUCUGGGACCCUCCCAGAGGGCAUUCUACAAGAUGGGGGUUGCUGAUCUCUGCUGUGAAUGGUGGUGGAUCCAGACUGUUGUCACCUUUCACUGUACUCCUGGAUUUACUUUAAAGAAAGGCAUUACUGGGAAAUGAUCUGCACAGAACAGGAACUCUCAGUUUUGUUUUUGGCCUUUUGGCUAGAAUGAAAACUGCAAGAUUUAAGGAUUAUCAUAAAAUAACAAAAAAACAUGGUAAAAAUAGAAAAUUUUAAAAUACAUCAGCAAAAAUUCUUAAUACCUUAAGAAAUUGUGAUGAUACCUGGCAUUAACCCCCUUAGACGCGGCGAUCAAAGUUGAUCGCCACGUCUAAAACAAAACUAAACCGUUCCCGGCAGCUCAGUCAGGCUGUUCGGGACCGCCACAGUGAAAUCACGGCAUUUCAAACAGCUGUAUGGAUGGGGGAAGGUUCCUACCUGCCUCCAUCUCUGUCUGAUCAGCGCUCUGCUGCUCCAUGCUGAAGAUCCAGGCUGGAGCAGCAGAGCACCGAUAACACUGAUCAAUGCUGAUCAACACUGAUUGAACAGUGUAUGCAGUCCCUAUGGGGACUGAAAAAUGGUGUAAAAAAAAAAGUUCAUCAAUAGGAUUUAACACCUUUCCUAAUAAAAGUUUGAAUCGCCCCCCUUUUCCCAUAAAAAAAAUGUAAACAUAAAUAAACAUAUGUGGUAUCGCCUCGUGCGUAAAUGUCUGAACUAUAAAAACAUAUUGUUAAUUAAACCGCACGGUCAAUGGCGUAUACGUAAAAAAAAAUUCUAAAAUCCAAAUUUGCAUAUUUUUGAUAAUUUUGUAUACCCAAAUUUUUUUUUAUAAAAAGCGAUCAAAAAGUCCCAUCAAAACAAAAAUGGUACCAAUAAAAACUUCAGAUCACCGCGCAAAAAAUGAGCCCUCACACAUCCCCGUAUGCGGAAAAAUUAAAAAGUUAUAGGGGUCAGAAGAUGUCCAUUUUAAACAUACUAAUUUUGGUGCAUGUAGUAUGUAGUAUGCAUGUAGUAAAUAAAAUAAAAAAAAAAACUUUAUAAAUUAGGUAUACUUGUGAUAGUAUGGACCUACAGAAUAAAGAUAAGGUGUCAUUUUUUCUGAAAAGUGCUCUGUGUAGAAUUGGAAGCCCCCAAAAGUUACAAAAUGGCGGAUUUUUUUAACCCCUUAAGGACCAGGGGUUUUUCCGUUUUUGCACUUUCAUUUUUCCUUCUUACCUUUAAAAAAUCAUAACUCUUUCAAUUUUGCACCUACAAAUCCAUAUGAUGGCUUAUUUUUUGCACCACCAAUUCUACUUUGUAAUGACGUCAGUUAUUUAACCCAAAAAUCUACGGGAAAACGGAAAAAAAUAUAAUUGUGAGACAAAAUUGAAAAAAAAAAGCCAUUUUGUAACUUUUGGGGGCUUCCGUUUCUAUGCAGUACAUUUUUCGGUAAAAAUGACACCUUAUCAUUAUUCUGUAGGUCCAUAUGAUUAAAAUGAUACCCUACUUAUAUAGGUUUGAUUUUGUCGCACUUCUGUAAAAAAACUACGUGCAGGAAAAUGUAUACGUUUAAAAUUGUCAUCUUCUGACCCCUAUAACUUUUAAUUUUUCCGCGUAUGGGGCGGUAUGAGGGCACAUUUUUUGCGCCAUGAUCUGAAGUUUUUAGCGGUACCAUUUUUGUGUUGAUUGUACUUGUUGAUCGCGUACGCCAUUGACUGUGUGGUGUAAUAUGAUAUAUUUUUAUAAUUCGGACAUUUCCGACGCGGCGAUACCACAUAUGUUUAUUUUUAUUUACACUUUUUUUUUAAUGGGAAAAGGGGGGUGAUUCAAACUUUUAAUAGGAGAGGUGUUAAAUGAUCUUUAUUCGCUUUAUUUUUUUUUUACUUUUUUUUUUGCAAUGUCAUAGCUCCCAUAGGGACCUAUAACACUGCACAUACUGAUCUAUUACAUUGAUCACUGGUUUCUCAUAGGAAACCAGUGAUCAAUGAUUCUGCCGCUUGACUGCUCAUGCCUGGAUCUCAGGCACUGAGCAGUCAUUCGGCGAUUGGACACCAGGAGGCAAGGUAGGAGACCCUCCUCAUGUCCCACAGCUGUUCGGGAUGCCGCGAUUUCGCUGCGGCGAUCCCGAACAGCCCCCUGAGCUAACCGGCAGUGAUUUACUUUCACUUUAGAUGCGAUGUUCAGCUUUCACUGCCGAGUCUAAAGGGUUAAUAGCGAGCAGCACCAAGAUCAUUGCUGCGCGCUAUUAGCCACAGGUCCCGGCCGACAUGGCCCGACCCGCUAUGACGCAGGGCCACAUCGUGGCCCCGCGUUAUAGAAAGGGAAAGGACUCAGGACAUACCGGUACGUCCUUGGUCCUUAAGAGGUUAAUUAUGCCCCACAAAUAAUUUUUCUUCUGCUUUUGCCGUAGAUUUUGUGGUCAAAUGAUUGAUGUCAUUACAAAGGAAAAUUUGAUGGCACAAAAAAAAGCCCCCUUACGGGUCUGUAGGUGGAAAAUUGAAAGUGAAAUGAUUUUUAGAAGGUGAGGAGGAAAAAACAUAAGUGCAAAAAUGAAAAAUGGCCCAGUCCUUAAGGGGUUAAGAAAUGUAGUUAACAUAAAAACCUCAUGUAAACAAUAGGUCAUUUUGUGAUGACACAUUCCUUUUAAAAUAUAACCUUCUGUUUACCUGCAGCCACCAAUAGAGAGCAGUUAGGAGCUUAAAGGGAUUGUUGUUUCACUGAUUGCGGCUGCUAAAGGUGAUCGGAAAAGCCGAAAGCAGUCAAAGCAUAGAUGUUAAAGGGGUUCUCUGGUGCUUACACAUCUUUUCCCCUAUCCAAAGGAUAGGGGAUUAGAUGCCUGAUCGCGGGAGUCCCGCCGCUGGGGACCGCUGGGAUCUUGCACGCGGCACCCCUUUUGUAAUCAGUCCCCGGAGCGUGUUCACUCCGGGUCUGAUUACAGGCGACCACCGGGCCGGCGGUGUGUGACGUCAUGCCUCCGCCCCCGUGUGAUGUACCG